AUGAAGGCAGAAAGAGGAAAGGUGGACUAUGAGGAAAGUCGCAAGCGUACUCGAGAUACUUCUCAGUCUUCUGGAUCAGGCAAUCAGCGCCGUCGUGUUUUCAUUCCAUACAGUGCUGUGCCUCGUGCUCCUAAUGCACCAAAGUCUUCUGGUUAUGCUCCUCGCCCACAAGCUCCAAACAAUGCUGGUGGAACAAACUAUCGUUCCGCUACGGGUACUCCAGGCAGUGGUGCAUGCUUCACUUGUGGUCAACCUGGUCACUAUAUGAAAGAGUGCCCCCACAAUACUUCUGUUCGUGGUGCUCCACCACCAAAGAAGUUUACCAAUCCUCCAGUUGCUGGUCGUGGUCAGAAACCCCAAAACCCAGGGGGUUAUGGGCAAAAUCGCCCCCCUGUCUUCUUCUCCACGCACGCAGGCACGCAGCUGCCUGGCGCGCCCCUUGCCGUCGAUGGCGCCGGCGGCCUGGAUGGCUCCCGCCGCCCCCUGGCCGCCUAUAAAGGUCGCCGCCGACCAGGGGAGAACCUCCAUUUCGCUUCCCCUCCCUUUUUCCCCUUCUCUCUGAGCCGCGCCCUAGCAAACCCUAGCCCGGCCGUUCGCCAUCGCCGCCGCUCCGCUCCUUCCCGCGCUCCGCCGACGAGCCAGGGAGCUCCGCCUCGACGCCCUGGACCUCCUCCAGCAAACAGCCGCCGCCGGGGAGCCCCCAAUCGCCCCAAUUGGACGGAGCCCGAGCUCGCCGGCCACCGCCUAUCGCCGCCGUUUCCGGCCACCUCCGGCGACGCCGUCUUCACCGGCGUGCUCAGGGUGAGCCCCUGGUUCUCCCCGUGCCCCUGGCCCUCUCUCUCUCGCUCUCUACCGCCGCCUCCACACGGGCCUGCAAGCCCCGCCGUCGGCCAUCGCCGCCAUGGUCGCUCCGGCGACCAUUGGUGGGCGGCGCAGCCACCAACGAACUCCCCGCGACGCGCUGAGUCGUUUGCCCCCGCGCCCUCGCCCUAUCGCGGCCUCAAUCGGCCGAUUGCUGCGGCACCUGAGAGCUCAAGGUCGUGCUGA
This is a messenger RNA of Lolium perenne, 1047 nucleotides long. The record is from RefSeq and is a predicted model, not a curated record. NCBI's taxonomy places the organism in Eukaryota, Viridiplantae, Streptophyta, Magnoliopsida, Poales, Poaceae.